AUGUUGCUGUCUAGGAAGUUAACGUCGUCGAUCUCCACGUCUCGAUCUGUCAUCCCAUUGUUCAGAAGUUACCACAAACCAGCACUACUCCCGGCUCUAUCAUUCCCUUCGCAGAGAAGCUCCAACUCGUGUCAGACUGUGAGAAUGGCUUCAGGUGGCAGCGAUCGGACCUUUCCUCCUCAGCAGCAGAAGGAUCAGCCUGGGAAAGAACAUGUUAUGGACCCCACCCCUCAGUUCUCCAGCCCUGAUUACAAGCCCUCCAAUAAGCUUCAGGGGAAAGUGGCGCUGGUGACGGGAGGAGACUCGGGAAUCGGGCGAGCAGUCUGCCACUCCUUCGCCCUGGAAGGCGCCACAGUUGCCUUCACGUACGUGAAGGGCAAAGAAGACAAGGACGCAGCAGACGUCCUCCAGCUGCUGAAGAAGGCCAAAACCCCCGACGCCAAGGAACCCAUCGCCAUCCCUGGCGACUUGGGAUUCGACGAGAACUGCAGGAGAGCCGUCGACCAGGUCGCCAACGCAUACGGCAGGAUCGACAUCCUCGUCAACAACGCCGCCGAGCAGUACGAGUCGAGCACCGUCGAGGAAAUCGACGAGCCGAGGCUCGAACGCGUGUUCCGUACCAACAUCUUCUCCUACUUCUUCAUGACCAGGCACGCUCUGCAGCACAUGAAGGAAGGGAGCGCGAUAAUCAACACCACGUCGAUCAACGCGUACAAGGGCAACGCCGAGCUGCUGGACUACACGGCCACGAAGGGCGCGAUCGUGGCGUUCACCCGCGGGCUGGCGCUGCAGCUGGUGCAGAAAGGGAUCCGAGUCAACGGCGUUGCCCCAGGUCCGAUUUGGACUCCGUUGAUCCCGGCGUCGUUCCGGGAGGAGAAAGUGACGAGCUUUGGGAAGCAGGUGCCGAUGCAGAGAGCCGGGCAGCCGGUUGAAGUGGCGCCGUCGUAUGUUUUCCUCGCCUGCAACCAUUGCUCGUCUUACAUCACCGGCCAGGUCCUUCACCCCAAUGGUGGUGUGGUGGUGAAUGGUUGAAGUUCCGAGAUCAUGGUGGGAUUUUCUGUUGUUUGAGGUUUUAAGAUCUGGAAGACGCAUCAGCUUGUAGAUAUGGAGAAAUAAGAGCCUGAUGUAAAAUGUAGAACAAUGUGAUGGAAACGGAUAACGGUGCCUUUUAUGCUUUAGUUUGCC
Molecule: messenger RNA, 1185 nt
Organism: Linum tenue
Lineage: Eukaryota; Viridiplantae; Streptophyta; Magnoliopsida; Malpighiales; Linaceae
Source: the annotation of a GenBank genome assembly